Sitophilus oryzae (rice weevil) is the source of this 1935-nucleotide messenger RNA. RefSeq lists its product as uncharacterized. Gene Ontology annotation, cellular component: extracellular exosome; plasma membrane; Golgi apparatus. Gene Ontology annotation, biological process: negative regulation of amyloid precursor protein biosynthetic process. The record is from RefSeq and is a predicted model, not a curated record. Gene Ontology annotation, molecular function: amyloid-beta binding. Lineage: Eukaryota; Metazoa; Arthropoda; Insecta; Coleoptera; Curculionidae. The coding region runs from base 162 to 1112 and encodes 316 amino acids. The transcript has 6 exons.
UGGGUGGGGUUAGAAUUUGACAUAUAACAGAUGAUUCAGAGUGGGGAUGUUUUUGUAUUUCGUAUUUUGUUAAGUGAACUUGUUCUAAACAAUUUGUUUUCCGAUUAGUUUGCACAGUUCCAGAUAACAUUUCCGAUCGAAUUCUCUAUUAGUUCCUAAAGAUGACGAUCUUGACGAAGACGCAUUCAGAAAAGAAGGACAAUUUGGUGAUUCCUUUGGUGGAGAAUGAAGAACAAACGCCAACAACGCCAACUGCUCCGACAGAUAUUGAAGGCCAAGUUCUACAUAAGAAAAUUAUAAUAUUCCCGUCUCAUGCCAGACGUGUCUCAUCUACAACAAUUUUGUUCCUGCUGAUUAUUGCUCUAGCUGGUGUAGGAGUUGGAAUUAUUGGUGGUAAAAUUCUUUACAACGAAUAUUUGAGUGUUACGAAGAGAAUUGAGAAUGCGCGCCAGCAAUCAGAAGGAUGGGUUCAAAUUCCAAUUUCUCCUAUGGACGAUGAUUAUGACAAUACAGAAAAUGACGAUAACUUGAUUCAAAUUCAAAACGACCAACAAUUGAAGGAUUGGGACAAUGGAAAAAUGGACUGGAAGAGGAUUUUGAACAGAAGAUAUUUCCAGGAAAGUUUUGAAAUCGAUCCAGAACAGAAAUACGAAAAGAUUGACGUACCUGACUUCAGAAAUGGGCGUAGUGGAAGGUUUAUUCACGAUUUCAAUACAAACUACACUGGAAUCAUUGACGUAACAGGUAAAAGAUGUUUCGUGAUGCCAUUGAAUAGACAGAACGUUCUACCGCCCAGUUCGCUCUUUGAUCUGGUUCAGAAAAUGUGGGAAGGGUACUACAAGGUCGACACUGACGUUGUGAGAGAGACGAUGAGAGUUGUGACGCCUCCUGUCACUGACAUGACUGAAAUCGGGUCGUACAUCGACAACGAGUGCGGCGGUAUGCCGAUAUACAAAUUAGAGAAAUAUGUUGGAGGAGUGGCGAAGCGAUCCGCGGAUCAGACACCUGAUGUCAAGUUUGGCCAGUUUGCCGGCAAGGGCAUCUUAGAGUUUGACAUCGUCAACAUUGAAGACGUCCUCAACUACGAAAGACAAACCCUACUAAAGGAUUAAUGCAAUUUGUUUCUUAGUUGUGUUCGUCGGUAAUAUAAAUUUAAGGAAAAAAAUAAUCUACAACUUUAUAUAAAUAUAUACGUUAAACACAAUAUUAUACCACUUAAGGAAACUUUCUAUUACAAUAUGGUAUGUUUUUUAGUCAUAUCAGAGCGGGGAUUGUAGCUCUUCUGAAAACCUUAGGUUCUGUUGAUUUUUUUCUGUCUAAUUUAUUGAUUUCUACCUAGGAUUUAUCGCUAGAUUCAUCUACAGGGUGUUAAAAAAUCCUCAUAAAGAAAUGUGAAAAAAGUAUAACGUUAACAAAUUUCAAGAAACUCCGCUACAGAAUAUUUAAGAUAAUUAUUACAAAAAAUAUAUAUAUAUUUUUUUAAUUUUAACAUCCUGUAUCUCUAAAACUACGCCUCUCCGAACCUAUGUUUAUAGGAACUUAUUUUCAUAUUUUUUAAUGAGGAAUCAGGCACAGAAAUUUUGCCGUGUAUUUUUUGUACAUCCUGUAUUUAUACCAGUGGCGUGCGGUAUAUGGAAGUUUGGGAAGAAAUUCUUUCCAUAAAUCGAAAUUAAAAUUUCACUGUACGCCUGUGGAUUAUAAUUUUCUUAUGUGUAUAUAAUUUUAAUAUCCAUCUUUAUUUCUUCAUGUUUUUUCUGUUUUUUUUUCUCGUAAUUUUUAGAUUUCUUUUUCGUUUUUAGAAGAGUGUAUAGAUUUCUUUUGGAAAUCGACUGUAUAGUAUAAUAUUAUCCAAUCGUCAAUAGAAAGCGCAAUAUAGGUUUCUAUGCCUACUGAUUAGCUGUUAGAGUUGUCUAUUUAAUAAACUACUUAUUCAUC